Micromonas pusilla CCMP1545 is the source of this 576-nucleotide messenger RNA. RefSeq lists its product as uncharacterized. Gene Ontology annotation, molecular function: peptidyl-prolyl cis-trans isomerase activity. Lineage: Eukaryota; Viridiplantae; Chlorophyta; Mamiellophyceae; Mamiellales; Mamiellaceae. The transcript has a single exon. Gene Ontology annotation, cellular component: chloroplast. The record is from RefSeq and is a predicted model, not a curated record. The coding region runs from base 1 to 576 and encodes 191 amino acids.
AUGGGCAAAGGCAAGCGCGCGGGCGGGCAGGUCAACCUCUUCGACCCCGCCGCGAGCGCGUCGAGGUUCAUCACGCGAAGGUUCGGGUUCGGCGGCGCGCUCGUGUUCAUCGGCCUCCUCGCGAGCGUCGAGGGCGGGGAGAUCGUGAAGGCGGUCCUCGAGGACGUCACGGAGAAGACGGGCACCGGCGAGGAAGUCGUCACCGAGUCGGGACUGAAGUACGUGGACUUGAAGAUCGGCGGCGGGAAGUCCGCGACGAAGGGCGAUUUCGUCGGCAUUCAGCUCAAGUUGAACGACGCGAACGACCCGUCGAAGGUGUUCGUGGACACGACCGCGAAGGGCGGGAGGAAGAUCGCGUUCGUGUACCAGCGCAGACCGCUGCUCUCGCCGGUGUUCCCGGGGCUGGAGGAGGCGGUGUCGGGGAUGAAACGCGGGGGGACCAGGCGUUUCACCGCGCCCCCGGAGCUCGGGUACGGGAGCGAAAAAGUUAUGCUUCCGGACGGCACCGUCGUCCCGGGGGGGACGACCCUCGCCGUGGAGGUGAGCUUAGAGGAAGUCAGCGCGAUGUACGUCUGA